Cicer arietinum (chickpea) is the source of this 1089-nucleotide messenger RNA. The record is from RefSeq and is a predicted model, not a curated record. Lineage: Eukaryota; Viridiplantae; Streptophyta; Magnoliopsida; Fabales; Fabaceae.
AUGGCCUCGCGACGCACGAAUCUGCGACAGUUGCAGAACCCACCGCCUUCUCAAGCACCACCUUCUCAAGCACCACCUUCUCAAGCACCACCUUCUCAAGCACCACCUUCUCAAGCACCACCUUCUCAAGCACCACCUUCUCAAGCACCACCUUCUCAAGCACCACCUUCUCAAGCACCACCUUCUCAAGCACCACCUUCUCAAGCACCACCUUCUCAAGCACCACCUUCUCAAGCACCACCUUCUCAAGCACCACCUUCUCAAGCGACAACAUCGCUAGCUGUGCAAACGAUAGAACCACAUCUUUCUCCGGUGACAACAACACCAACUACUGUGCAAGCGACAGAAGCAACACCUUCUCAAGUGACAACACCAAGAUCAGUGCAAGAGACAGAAACAACACAUUUCCAAGAGACAUCCUCUCACUCUGAAGAUGUGGUAGAAGAUGAGCCAGAAAUUUCUCAAAAAAGGAAUUUUACAUUUUGGGAUGUAGAAGUCAUUAAUGAGGCGGGACAUAUUUCAAAGACACACUUAAGGGUAUCAGACGUGCUUGAAGCUCCUCCUAAUGUUAGCAGAAUAAUAACUAGAUGGAAUUCAAAUGGGCAACCGGUAGGAUCAGCUGCUGGUUUGUUAGGCGGUUUUUUGGGUGAAAUUGCAAGGAAGUUUAAGGAUUUUCCUAUAAUGUACGACAAUUGGAAACUAGUUCCAUCGACAAGAAAAAAUGAAAUUUUUAAGGAUAAAAUACAGUCAAAAUUUGUUGUCGAUGAUAAAGACAACAAAAAAUAUAUCCUUUCAAGCCUUGGAAAGAAAUGGCGAGAUGCACGAUGUAGGUUGUUUAAGAAAUUUUAUAAGUGGGACAUUUCUUUGGAGGAAAAUCUACAAAAUUAUCCACGUUCUAUUAAUCAAGACCAUUGGACUAUUUUUGUCCAAUACAGGCGUAAGACAGAUACAGUGGAGAAGGCUGAUAAAAAUGCUGCAAAUAGAGAAAAGCUAAAGAUCCUUCAUACAUUAGGCUCUAAGACGCUUGCAAGGAAGAGGGAUGAGUUGGUAGGAUUUUUUCAAUCUACUAUUGAUUGCAUACUUAAUUGA